Molecule: messenger RNA, 2285 nt
Organism: Boleophthalmus pectinirostris (great blue-spotted mudskipper)
Lineage: Eukaryota; Metazoa; Chordata; Actinopteri; Gobiiformes; Gobiidae
Exons: 3
Coding region: 104-2254 (716 amino acids)
Source: RefSeq, a predicted model, not a curated record
ACUCAAUCAGUGACAGUCUUUAGUGUCGAGCGUCUCCUUUGUUUGACAGCUCCCCACCACAACUGUUAGUUUUUCUUUUGUCCGACUUAACCUGGGGGUCAACAUGUUCACUUUUCUCUUUUCCAGGGUGUCUUUUGUCAUUGUCUUUGCCUGUGCAGCUGUAGUGUCUUUUAUCAUAGAUUCACACGGUGCAAAGGCCUUUCCCAGUGUUGCCCCAAUAGACAGUGGGGUGGAACCAGUCUUAAGAUCAUACAAGCACUUCAGUCUGCUGUCAUCUGAACCAGGAAAUCAACCUGGGAAUGUCCCUGAAACUCCAAAGAACUGGAAGGCUCUUAAUAAUAGAAAUGCUCCAGCAAUCAUUUAUGUCCAGUCAAACGCGCCUAGAAAAGGACUCGUGAGUUAUAACCCAAACUCACAACACAACCAGCCCCACUUUGAGAGAAUGACUCAAGUUCACAAAGGUCAAAACUUGGGUGGAGUGAAGCCAGCCAGCAGCACUCGCUCAGACCUUUCUAGAGUCAACCCUAACUCUUUUUUCCAGAGCCAAACUGAUGGAUCUAACAAUGGCAAUUCUCAGUCUUGGCUUGCACCAUUUUUCUGGAAAUUGCCACAAGAAGAAAGAGCCCUCCCUCAAAGUCCUUCACAAGUUCAAAAAGCGUAUGAUUAUCAAAUUCCCAGAAGUGGUCCAUCAGCAUUUCUCGAAAGCAGAAGUGAAAAUAGAUUUGACUGGCAAUCCCCCAAUCUCCCAAGGUCCCCUGUACCAUUCAGAAGAAGUGGGUACUGGAGUUUACAAAGCAAAAAUUCAAAGAGGGAUGACGAAGACAGUAAAGGAGGACAUGCUGGAACAAGUGGGAUCCAGUCAAAUAAACCUCCCAGCUUUUUACACCAUAGAUCUUCUCUUUUGUCACCAACGAGCACCAGUUUAGACUCAAGUGAGAUUAAGCCUGAGAAAACAAUAUCAUCCAUCACUGCGAAGUCCUCCCAAAGCGAAAUCUCACCAAACAGCAAUGUAAAGACCAGCUACAAAAGAGUCCAGUCUUAUCUUCUCCGCAAUAUCCACACUACAAUAGCUCCCAUGGGAGUGAAAACCCAAAAUUCUCUUUAUAAUCUUCACAGUGGUCAAGAUUUUAAUCAACAAAUCAAAGCUAAUUCUAUGCUGUUACACCGUGAAAACCAGUUUGGGGGCCAUGUGGGCGAUGUAAUGAAGUAUGACCCGGCAUCUGUCAUUUAUAGAGCUCCGAAAAUGGAAACCCUAACGUCUUACGAAGACCCAAAUGGCGCUAAACAAAACGCUAAAGAAGCCAAAAGUAGCCUAGCGGACACAGGAAGGCCCCAGAAUCCUUUUGAGAAUGUGCAACCAAAAAGUUCAAAUCCAAGUUCAGGUCUUGCAGGUUGGCCAGUUUUGAAGAAAAAUAGUCUGUCAACUAUUAAUUCCAAAGAGGCUAAUUCUGAAGCUAGGACUUAUAGAUUUAUGCGUCCGUCUAUGUUGCAAAAGUACAGUUUUGGACAAAGGUUAGCAGGCCCCGAGAAGACUUCCAGACAUUUUGGUUCUUCGGAAUUUUUAGAUGCAACAACUUCCAAGUCAUCCUCCUUGCAAGAUUAUGGAUCAGCAAACAAGAUUAAAGCAGAAGAUAAUUUAAAAUCUGGAGCUGUCAGUAGUCUUGAACUCGAUGAACAAAAGAGAGACGGUAAACCACGUACAAAAUCAGCAGAUAUCUUAAAAUUGGUCACACUGACAAGAAUCAAGUCCCAGUCUAAAACAGGUAAACACGAGACAACUACAUCACCAUUUAAUAGAAGAUACAAGCAGGGGAAAGCCAAAGAUCUGGAAUUCAAAGCAGUUACUUAUGAUGAUAUUAUUGGAAGCGCGUCUUUUAGUAGCGUCAUGCCUGAAAAAACAAUCACACACAGCGACCAUUUUGAAAAACCAGAAACUUCAGCUAAACAAAAUAAGAGCAUGGACUUGUCAGAUGUGGAUGUGGAUGGGAAAGCAAGUACUACUAAUAAAAAUGCAUCUGUGGGCCUUUCUGUUGGUGGGGAAAGGGCAGAUUUUAAAGGAGAAGCAGAAGCAGAGACUGAAACAGGAAUAUCAGAUUUGAGAGGGAGUAAAGAGGAAAAUGAAGCCAAAAAUGUCCCUCAAGAGCUACCGUCGGAUCCUGAGGAGACUAUAGAAAGUGACAGUUUGCUGGAGUUGGAAUAUCUCCGAACAUCGACUGGAAACGUCUCUUUCCAGUCCUUAAAUCUUAACCUAUAAUUAAUUUAAUAAAGCCUAUUACCUAAACCUA